Messenger RNA from Papilio machaon (common yellow swallowtail), 534 nucleotides. Its product is annotated as lysozyme. Gene Ontology annotation, molecular function: lysozyme activity. The record is from RefSeq and is a predicted model, not a curated record. Lineage: Eukaryota; Metazoa; Arthropoda; Insecta; Lepidoptera; Papilionidae. The transcript has 3 exons. Bases 59 to 493 code for a protein of 144 amino acids.
UUUACACCUCCAAACAUUCGUGCAUCGUAUUCAAAACAGUGCAGUCUUUACAAUAAUCAUGUUUAACAUGAAGUUUGUGGUAGUACUGUGUGGCAUUGUAGUCUUCAGCCAAUGCGAAGGCAAACAGCUUUCUAGGUGCGAACUGGUGCAUCAGCUCAGGAAGAAUGGAUUCCCAGAGAACAAAAUGAGAGACUGGGUAUGUUUAGUAGAAAGUGAGAGUUCUCGACGCACAGACAUCAUAAGCAAACCGAACAGCGACGGCUCUCGGGACUACGGCCUAUUCCAGAUUAACGACAGAUAUUGGUGCAGUACUACUAAUAAGCCAGGAAAGGACUGCAACGUUACCUGCAAACAACUCGUGACUGACAAUAUUACGAAGGCUGCAACUUGUGCUAAGAAGAUCUAUCAGAGACAUGGCUUCGACGCCUGGUACGGCUGGAAGAACAAGUGUCGUGGAAAGCCCCUGCCUGACAUAAGCUCCUGCAAGAAAUAAAUGUUAACUCUUUGAAUCAUAAGAGCAUUAAAAGUAUAUUU